AAUUAAACAGUCAUUAACUCUUUCAGUCUUGAAGAAGUAAUAGAAGCAACAAAUCGAGCGGGACGACAAAGCUUGUUCGAAUGCGAUUUUGGCGCCUCGUGUAUUGAAAGAAGUGAAAUCCCUCACGAAGCGUUUUGACCGACUCCCAUCGUUAGAGCGACUUGAAAAUAUGUGGAAAUUUACCUUUAUUGAAAUCGUGAUAAGCUGUGUGACGAUUCUGACAGUUUUAUACUACUACAGUGUCACGAAACACUCCUAUUGGAGAAGGAAGAAUGUGGCAGGCCCGAAGCCACUGCCGAUAUUCGGUAAUUUCUUGGACGUUGUGUUUAUGAAGACAUCGCUGGCCGAAAAGCUUUGCGAUUUCUAUCAAGUCUGGAAGCACUUCUUCGUGAAGGAUUUCACAACGUUCACCGAUCGAGGACUUCUCGUUAACGAGGGUGUCGAUCCUUUGUCCCAACACUUGUUCGCCAUCGACAGUCACCGGUGGCGAAGGCUCAGAAAUAAGCUGUCGCCAGUCUUUACGUCCGGUAAACUCAAGCAGAUGUAUCAUCUCCUGUGCGAAUGCGCGGAUCAUUUUGAAAAGUACGUUAUUGACCUUGCCGCCAAGGGCGAUCCGAUCGAGUGUAAAGAGAUCACAGCUAAGUUCACCACCGACGUCAUCGGCUCCUGCGCUUUCGGAAUCAACAUGAACGCUCUAACCAGCGAGGACAGCGAGUUUAGGAAUAUGGGGAGGAAGGUCUUUGCCCCGUCGUUCAAAGACGGCGUAGUAAGAACAAUCAGGGAAAGUCUGCCAGUCCUAUUCAAAUUCUUGAAGAUCAGAAUGAUCUCUCGCGAGAUUACCGCAUUCUUUGUCAACAGUACAGCAGAGACAAUUUCGUACAGGAUGAAACACGAUAUCGUUCGGAAAAAUUCGGAUCAAAUUGAUUUUGAACUGACGGACGAACUGAUCGCUGCUCAAUUUUUCGUCUUCUUCUUUGCUGGAUCCGCUACUCCUGCCACAGCUAUAUCUUUCGCUCUUUACGAACUAGCACAGAACGAAGGUAUUCAAGAUAAACUGCGCGAUGAAAUCCAAGAAGCUCUGAAAGCUCACAACGGGAGUCUACCCUUCAAAGCAAUCAAGGAUCUGAAGUAUUUGGACAAAGUCUUUCAAGAAACACUGAGAAAACAUCCACCCGUUCCGUUUCUAACACGAAGAUGCGUCAAUGAUUACACGAUACCUGACACAACGGUCCAUAUUCCGAGUGGUACAAAAAUCUUUGUACCAGUUUUGGGUCUUCACUACGAUCCGCAGUACUUUCCAGAUGCUGAAGUUUUUGAUCCCGAACGAUUUGCGGCUGAAGCGGUUCAAAAAAGACCUGCGAUGGCGUACUUGCCAUUUGGAGACGGGCCACGGAACUGUAUCGGUGCCCGAUUUGCGAUUUACCAGACGAAGAUGGGUAUCAUCAACAUACUAAAAAAUUGCAAAGUGUCAAUAUGCUCGAAGACGAAAAUUCCGUACGAAAUUGAAAGGACAACUUUUGGACUGGCACCUGUUGGUGGUAUUUAUUUGAACUUUACGAAUCUUUCAUGAG
Messenger RNA from Diprion similis, 1571 nucleotides. RefSeq names its product cytochrome P450 6a22-like. NCBI's taxonomy places the organism in Eukaryota, Metazoa, Arthropoda, Insecta, Hymenoptera, Diprionidae. Gene Ontology annotation, molecular function: iron ion binding; heme binding; monooxygenase activity. The record is from RefSeq and is a predicted model, not a curated record. Bases 170 to 1570 code for a protein of 466 amino acids. The transcript has 4 exons.